This is a messenger RNA of Trypanosoma brucei brucei TREU927, 1221 nucleotides long. Its product is annotated as ATP-dependent DEAD-box RNA helicase, putative. Gene Ontology annotation, cellular component: cytoplasmic stress granule; P-body. The transcript has a single exon. The coding region runs from base 1 to 1221 and encodes 406 amino acids. Gene Ontology annotation, biological process: cytoplasmic stress granule assembly; P-body assembly. The record is from RefSeq and is a predicted model, not a curated record. Gene Ontology annotation, molecular function: ATP binding; RNA helicase activity; mRNA binding. Lineage: Eukaryota; Euglenozoa; Kinetoplastea; Trypanosomatida; Trypanosomatidae.
AUGGUAACCGAUGAUGAUUGGAGGGAAGGUUUGAAAGCGCCAACUAAAGAUGUGCGAAAGAAGACAGAAGACGUGGAGUCUCGGCGUAAUGUUACCUUUGAGGAGUAUGGGCUCCGACGUGAGCUCCAGAUGGGUAUCUUCGAGAAGGGCUUCGAACGGCCCAGUCCGGUGCAGGAGGAGGCCAUUCCUGUGGCCCUGCAGGGAAAAGAUGUGCUAGCACGUGCCAAAAACGGCACGGGAAAAACGGCUUCCUUCGUCAUUCCCGUAUUGGAGAAGGUCGACACGCAGUUGCCUCAUAUCCAGGCGCUCCUCAUGGUUCCCACUCGCGAACUCGCGCUACAGACGGCUCAGGUGACAAAAGAGCUUGGCAAGCACAUCACCGGGUUGGAGGUUAUGGUCACAACUGGUGGAACAACACUCCGUGAUGAUAUUUUGCGCCUGCAGAGUGUGGUGCACGUGCUUGUGGCCACACCUGGGCGUGCGGUGGAUCUCGCUAGUAAAGGGACGGCGAAACUCGAUCACUGCCGUAUUAUUGUUCUUGACGAGGCUGACAAGCUGUUGUCGCAGGAGUUCACGAGUCUUAUGAGGGAUCUCUACGGUUUCUUACCCAAAGGUCGUCAGUCGUUGCUCUUUUCAGCUACGUUCCCCGUCACAGUCAAGGACUUUGCGGACAAGUAUCUGCGCAACCCUUACGAAAUCAAUCUCAUGGAGGAGCUGACGCUGCGUGGUGUGACACAGUACUACGCAUUCGUCGAAGAGCGACAAAAAAUUCACUGCCUUAACACACUUUUCAACCGUCUGCAGAUCAAUCAAUCUAUUAUUUUCUGCAAUAGCGUCAACCGUGUGGAAUUACUGGCAAAGAAAAUCACUCAGCUUGGGUAUAGCUGCUACUACAUUCAUGCGCGCAUGCAGCAGCAACAUCGAAACCGUGUCUUUCACGACUUUCGUGAGGGCCACUGCCGUAACCUGGUUUGCUCUGAUUUGAUUACUCGCGGUAUCGACAUUCAGGCUGUGAAUGUGGUGAUCAACUUCGACUUCCCCAAAUACGCGGAGACUUACCUUCACCGCAUUGGCCGAUCUGGCCGUUUCGGUCACUUGGGACUCGCCAUUAACUUCGUGACUUAUGAAGACCGCCAUAAUGUCUAUCGCAUUGAGCAGGAACUCGACACGGAAAUCAAACCGAUCCCUGCUGAAGUCGAUCCUGAGCUGUACACCGCGUAA